Messenger RNA from Pogona vitticeps (central bearded dragon), 2424 nucleotides. The record is from RefSeq and is a predicted model, not a curated record. Lineage: Eukaryota; Metazoa; Chordata; Lepidosauria; Squamata; Agamidae.
AUGAAGGCGGCAAACCAGCUCCAGGUCCCUGUGGUCAUGGCGGCCCUUCACAUCAGCAAGCGCUGGCUCGACCGAGGUUCCCACCCACAGCUACUGGUUGUAAAAGGGGACGCAGAACAUCUCAUGGCUGUCUGGGUGGCAGAAAAGAGAGGGAAUUUGGACCCACGGCUCCCUCUGGGCACCAGUGGCCCCAUUGCUGUGGCAAAAUGCUCGACAGCAGGGGUUCGCCUGUCCUGCGGGGCAUUCCGUGUCACCGAGCAGAACAAAAAACGCACCAGCACCAUCUUCUGGCGCCUCCUCCAUCAGGGAUCAUCGGCACCUUCAGGAGAAAUUGCAGCUGGGGAACUGGUUAGCAGGAAAGGGAAGAGAGGGUUCGACCUCCACCAUCGGAAGGCCGAAGCGCUGGCCCAGAUUAGAGUCCUGGCUGAUUCCCAGCAGGGCCAUGUUACUCAUACCUACCGGCCAGGUAGCUAUCAAAAUGAGGAAUCCGUCACCACAAAAGAGGGGAUGAAUUUGAUGCAGUACCACAAAUGUGACCAGAUCGGUUGCUUGCUUGAUCCCGGCCUGACCCACGGCAACUGCUCCUUGGGGACCUUCCCAUGCAACAACGGGACCGCCUGCUUACCCCAGCAUCUACACUGCAACGGGGUGCAGGACUGCAGUGAUGGAGCUGAUGAGGACAACUGUGCCCUCAGCUGGUACCCAACCGAAUGCAUGUGCUCAGGGACUGCUGUGCGCUGUCAAAGCCAGGACCUCCUCUCGGUGCCCCAGGGUUUAUCCAACGUGACCGAGCUGUACCUCGGGUCCAACAGUAUCACGGAUCUGCAGCCCCAGGCCUUCCAGGACUUGCACAGUCUCCAGUGGCUACUUCUGGAUAACAACAAAAUAACCAAAAUCCUUCCAUCUGUUUUCGUGGGGCUCAAAUCCCUCAUAUUUCUGGGCCUUCAUAACAAUUUCCUGAGAGCUAUGCCCGCGGAUUCGAUGUGCACACAGAUGCCGAAACUGAACUGGCUGGAUCUGGAGGGAAACCAGCUCCGUGCUCUGCGACGUGAUGAUUUCCGUGGAUGCAGUGAGCUCACAGUUUUGGUUCUCAACAGGAACAAAAUUGAGUGGAUUGAGGAUGGGACGUUCUCUGCCCUUGAAAAGCUCGUGGAACUUGACUUGUCUUCCAACAAACUUAAGGAGAUUCUCCCGACGUCUUUGAGGGGCCUGCAUGCGCUACAACAGCUGAACAUUUCACACAAUCCUCUGGACCAGAUCUACCCAGAUGAAUUUGACCAUGUACCGCAUCUGCGCUCUCUGAGCUUGGAGGGCUUAGAGAUCCCAAACAUCCAGAACCGCAUGUUUGAAGAACUCACUAAUCUGUCUCACAUUUACUUCAAGAAGUUCCAGUACUGCAGCUUCGCCCCUCGCACCCGGAGUUGCAAGCCCAACACGGACGGGAUAUCCUCCUUCGAGAACCUCCUGGCCAGCCUCCUCCUCAGGGUCUUUGUCUGGGUUGUCGCCUUCGUCACUUGCUUUGGGAACCUGUUUGUCAUCUUCACUCGAUCUUUCAUUGUGAAUGAAAGCACCAAACACACCAUCGCCAUCAAGUCUCUCUGCUGUGCUGACUGCUUGAUGGGCAUCUAUCUCUUCUUUGUGGGGGCUUUUGACCUCAAGUUUUCAGGCGAGUACAACAAGCACGCCCAGGCCUGGAAGGCAAGCCUCUGGUGCCAUCUGGUGGGGUCCCUGGCCAUGCUCUCCUCUGAGGUCUCCAUCCUGCUGCUGACCUACAUGACCCUGGAGAAGUACCUGUGCAUCGUCUUCCCCUUCAGCCGCUAUGGGGCCAGCAAGAAGCGGGCGUGUUCCACCCUGGCCACCCUCUGGAUCGUCGGCUUCCUGCUCACUGUGGUGCCUUUCUCAAGCAAGGAGUUGUUCGGGAAUUACUAUGGCAGAAACGGGGUGUGCUUCCCCCUCCAUUCUGACGAGGCCGAGAGCCCAGUGGCCCGGGGAUAUUCCACAGGGAUCUUCCUGGGUCUGAACCUGGUGGCCUUUGUCAUCAUUGUGUUUGCCUACACAAGCAUGUUCUACUCCAUCCACGUCACCGCCACACGGACGGCAGAGUGCUGUGUCUUCUCCAUGGAGGUGGCCAUCGUCAAGCGCUUCUUCUUCAUUGUUUUCACCAACGCCCUCUGCUGGAUCCCCAUUUUUGUGCUGAAGCUCCUUUCCCUGAUGGAUGUAGACAUUCCAGGCACAGCGACCUCUUGGGUGGUCAUCUUUAUCUCACCCAUCAACAGCACAUUGAACCCCAUCCUCUACACCAUCACCAGCACCUCCUUCCAGGAGAAGCUGAAGCAGUUCCUUCAGAAGAAAAGGGUGUCUCUGCAGGAAACCCAAAUGAGGAGUUUUGCCUUGCUCUCUGUGCAAAGCAACUGCAGCAUCUGA